Boleophthalmus pectinirostris (great blue-spotted mudskipper) is the source of this 3502-nucleotide messenger RNA. It is a transcript of the gene ikbkb, whose product is annotated as inhibitor of nuclear factor kappa B kinase subunit beta. Gene Ontology annotation, molecular function: IkappaB kinase activity; ATP binding; protein binding. Gene Ontology annotation, cellular component: IkappaB kinase complex; cytoplasm. NCBI's taxonomy places the organism in Eukaryota, Metazoa, Chordata, Actinopteri, Gobiiformes, Gobiidae. Bases 199 to 2409 code for a protein of 736 amino acids. The transcript has 22 exons. The record is from RefSeq and is a predicted model, not a curated record. Gene Ontology annotation, biological process: peptidyl-serine phosphorylation; positive regulation of transcription by RNA polymerase II; tumor necrosis factor-mediated signaling pathway.
CAGGUUUACAGGAAAUAUGAGUAUCAGGAAGUAGAAAAUUUGGAAGAUUUCUUUGCUCGCUAAAGUGUCUAACAAAUAUUUCAAAGUCGUAAUUAGCUCGAUAUAAACGCAGACAUGUUCUUUUGUUGAAUAAACAAAGAGUUUGAAGCGCGAAAUCUGCGUGUCUACGGUGAAUAAGUUCUGGAGAGUUAAAUAAUUAUGAACCGGGUCCCACUGCAACAGCCGCUGACCUGUGGCCCCUGGGAGCUAAAGGAGCGACUGGGGACCGGAGGCUUUGGGAACGUCACAAAAUGGCAGAACAGGGAGACAGAGGAGCAGAUUGCCAUUAAACAGUGUCGCCAGGAGCUGAGUGAAAGAAACAAAGAGCGCUGGUGUCUGGAGAUUCAGAUCAUGAAGAGGUUAAACCACGUAAAUGUUGUCGCAGCCAGAGAAGUUCCCGAGGGAAUGGAGAAGCUAAUGGCCACCAAUGACCUCCCUCUUUUAGCGAUGGAGUUCUGUCAGGGUGGAGACCUCAGGAAGCAUCUAAAUGUUUUGGACAACUGCUGUGGAAUGAGGGAGGGGGCGGUGCUGAUUCUCCUACAGGACAUUUCGUCCGCUCUGAUGUAUCUUCACCAAAAGAGAAUCAUCCAUCGAGAUUUGAAACCAGAAAACAUUGUGCUUCAGCAGGGAGAAAAGCGAUUGAUUCACAAGAUUAUAGAUCUUGGAUAUGUAAAGGAGUUGGACGCAAGCAGUUUGUGUAUAUCAUUUGUGGGAACACUGCAGUACUUGGCUCCAGAGCUCAUAGAAAGGCAGAGAUACACCUACACUGUGGACUACUGGAGCUUUGGCACAUUGGUGUUUGAGUGCAUCACAGGAUUUCGGCCCUUUUUACCAACCUGGCAGCCUGUUCCUUGGCACAACAAAGUCAGACAAAAGCAGGAUGAUGACAUUGUUGUCCAAGAGGACCUUUCAGGAGAAGUACGAUUCUAUAAGCACCUGCCCCAGCCCAAUAAUCUCAACAGUCUGUUGCUGGAAAAGUUGGAGCGGUGGCUAAAGCUGAUGCUGAAGUGGUCACCACAGGAGAGAGGAAAGGAUAAAAAUGCGACACCCAGUGACUGUUUUUCUCAACUAGAGCUCAUAUUGAAACUCAAGUUGGUACGUGUCCUGAACAUGAUGACAACAAAAACCCUUGUUUAUUCUGUGUCAGAGCAUGAGACAGUGGCUCAAUUGCAGCAAAGAAUUGAAAAAGAUACCAACAUCCCAGUGGCCAAUCAGGAGUUGCUGCUAGAGGCUGGACUGGCCCUAGAGCCACAGGGACUGACUCUGCAAUGUGCUGUCGACUACACUGAAAUAGACGGACGAAGGAAUGAUUUCCCAAUGGUUUUCCUUUUUGAUCGAUCGUCCUGUAACUAUGAACCUCAGUUUACUCCUCGCCCUCUCCCUGAAAACAUACGCUUUGUUCAAAAUGACCCCAGUCACAUUUUGCAAUACAGUCCCCUGAGGAGGACCUGUGGGCAGGCUUGGCACACCAUUCGCUGUCUGAAAGAAGACUGGCAAAGGCUGCAGCAAGGCCAGAAAGCUGCUAUCAUGAGUCUGUUGAGACACAACUCCUCUUUAUCCAAACAGAAUAUUGAAAUGGUGUCAAUGCACCAGAGGCUUAUGGCUAAACUGGAUUUCUUCACAACCAGUCUUCACAUAGACAUGGACAAAUACCAGGAGCAGACUGCCACUGGAAUUGCAUCAGAAAAACUCUUGUCUGUUUGGAGGGAGAUGGAGCAGACUGCUAUAAGUUGUGGUCAGGCCAAGGUCAGUGAACUUGAGGAUGAGAUGAUGCACCUACAGCCUGAUAUUGUGGAUGUGCAGAGACAGAGAAGUGGAGAGGCUCUGGAUACACUUGAAGGAAAAGCAAUGGAAAUGUUCCGCAAGCUCAGAGAAAAACCCAGAGACCAAAGAUGUUCUGGGGACAGCCAUGAGGUGGUGCGACUUGUAGUCCAGGCUGUGCAGUUUUUUGAGAGGAAGGUCAGAGACUUCUACACACAUCUCAGUAAAACAGCUCUGUGUCGACAACGUGUGAUGGAGCUCCUGCCCAAAAUGGAGGAGGUGGUGCAAAAGAUGGUGGAGAGCGAACAAAUCCUCAUGAGUCUGCAGGAGAAAAGACAGAGGGAACUUUGGAACCUGCUCAAAGUGGCCUGUAGUAAAGUCCGCAGUCCUGUAAGUGGAAGUCCAGAAGGUUUACGGACCUCUGUGCCACAUUUAGUAACUCCAAGACACAGCCUUCAGCAACUAGAUGAGUCUCUUGUGGAGGAAAGCAGAACAUUUGAAAGUCGGCUCCAAAGUUUGCUUCAAGACACAAUUCAGGAGUCAGAAAGCAGUAUGGAGAUGUUGCGGGAAUGGAAGUGGCUGCAGGAAGACCUGGGGCCUCAUUUAUAAAGCUUGUUUAUGCACAAAUCCUUGUGUAGGUGUUCUUUACGCCAAGUGGGAGAUUUAUGAAACUCGUCCUAAGCGCCACGCUUUGCUUCUCUCUAGCAUGGACCCUGCUGUAAGCUCUAUGAAGUCUGGAGACACAGGGAAAAGCGACACUCGUGGAGAGGCACAGAAGUGAAGAGAGUUUGAGGAAGUUUUUGAUCAGGAAAUGAUCUGAAAAUCCACCUAUAUAAAAGAAUUACCUUCAGAUUUGUGCAUUUAAGCAGAGGUUAGCCAAAACAUGGACAGGGGCUGUUUAUUCCACUCAUUAUUCUCUACAAUAUUAUACAUUUGAAAGUCGCCAAGCACAGCCUCUUUCUCAGUGCAGCACAGAGGCUCCAGCAGUCCAUAACCAUAGACUUCUAUAGCUCACAGUCUGUGGCUGUGACCCAACAGCACAGGAGCGAGGCUUUGGUUCAAUGAAGCACUGGGACUAAACGCAACUUAACACUUUUGUAUUUAUGCACCGAUCGCCAGAGUGGCCCGAUUCCACGCACGACACGAAGCCUACUGGCCGAACCUAACACAAACUAUUCAAAAUAUUCCCUACAUUUUUGUGUAAUGUGGAGCUCUUGCAAAUGAGAGCUUGCUCUCUAACAGUAUGAAGAACACAAUUAUAUGCCUGUGCCUUCCUGACCCAGGCCCGCACACUCACAGACGUAAGGAGAGUUUAGAUGUUUUGUGUGGACUUUUAUUGGCACAAUAACAGUGCCUGAUAUGUAUCUAAUGUGUUACAAAUCUGUGUUCUACCUGCUGAAGCGCUUGUCCCCUGACCGCUGAUCCACGUAUCCCUCCCUCGCUCCUUUCACUCUCCAGGGGAGGGCAUCUGAAUCUCUCGCACGCACUCAUAAUUUGACCAUUCAGACCACUGCAUGCACAUAUCUGCUAGUAUGUACAUGUGCAUAAACAGGACCAGUCCGCAAACACACAUCAUAGGCAUACUUAAAAAUAUAGAGAUAAAACUCUUGAAACACUGAAAGAAAACACAUUGGCUAUAUUGCAAAGAUGUGCUGCCUAAAUAUUAUGAAAUAUUAUUAAAUGAACAGAUGAGUCAUUGUCA